This is a messenger RNA of Lepisosteus oculatus (spotted gar), 1243 nucleotides long. Its product is annotated as tetraspanin-16. The record is from RefSeq and is a predicted model, not a curated record. Gene Ontology annotation, cellular component: plasma membrane. NCBI's taxonomy places the organism in Eukaryota, Metazoa, Chordata, Actinopteri, Semionotiformes, Lepisosteidae.
AUUCUGAUAUUUAACGAGACUGUUCUGUUAAUUGUGAUAUCUUUAAUUACUACCACUCGUCGGCCUUGACUACCAGCUGUGUUGCCCCGGGAAACGGGCCAGGCUCGAGGCCGCGGGUGUGCGGGAUGCUAGUCGGUUAGCGGCCGUUUGAGCUCGAGCCGGACCCGUUUGAAAAUACGGACAUGUGUCUUAAAACAAACAUUUAACUUAAGUUACUGUUCGGUACAUGAAGGUGAGCGGUACAGAAGAAAAAUCGUUGCUUUAGUCGGGGAUAAAGGACAGUCAGAAUGGCCAGACUUCAAAAGAUUUAUGCUUGCUUGCGGUAUCUGAUGCUCUUCGUUAAUGGGAUCAUCUGCACCGGGGGCUUUGUGCUUCUAGGAUUGGGACUGUGGAUCAAGUUUGGGGCAGCGUCCUUUGUUCAGGUUAUGGGCUCGUUCUCAGCCCAGCUCAUCAAUAUUGGCUAUAUCUGUAUUGGCGUUGGAGCAGUGCUGGCCCUGAUUGGCUUCCUUGGAUGUUGUGGAGCUUGGAAAGAGAACAGAUGUCUUCUCUUGUUGUUCUUUGCAAUAGUGACACUGAUCUUUGUGGCCGAGGUUGUUGGAGCCAUUCUUGUUCUUGUUUACAGGGCAGUGGUAGAGGCUCUUGUACGUGACACUAGCAAGAAAUCUCUGAUGCAGGGCUAUAUGGGUCCUGCAGCCUCAGAUACAGUGUCCCAGGCUUGGAACACCAUUAUGAUUGGGUUUAAGUGUUGUGGGUUCGACAACUACACAGACUUCGCUGGCUCCGUGUUCAGUGUGAACACAGGGCUGUCUUAUCCAAAGAGCUGCUGUGCUGUCCUGACAGAACCGGCCUGCAAUGGGUUGGACAUGAACAAGACUCUCAUUCACCAGAAGGGGUGUUUCCGAGUGUUGAUCUCACUGGUUCAGGAAAAGAGUGUCAUUAUUGGAUCAACAGCUGCUGGCAUUUGUGUAUUAGAGCUUGUAGCCAUGAUUGUUUCUGUUGUGUUGUUUGUUAAGCUUGGAAUUCAAAAUAAUGGUUAGAAGACCAACACUGCGAUUUCUUGAAUGCAAAGCAAAAUUGUAGGUAUCCAUAUUCAGUGUAUCACUACAAAACAUUUCUUUUUUACAUUUUUGUGAUUCAUAAAAAACACUGUUGUGCUUGUAACACUGAAGGCAUCUCUAAAUACAUUUGAAAUGUAAAUAAAAAGUAUCCCCUCCAAUAAAUAGUACAUUCUUUUGCCAAACAA